AUGGACCCGAUCAAGUUCGUCUUCGAAAAGCCCAUAGUAACAAGACGAGUUGCACAGUGGCAAAUGUUGUUGACUGAAUAUGAUAUCACCUAUGUGACCCGAAAAGCUAUUAAAGGAAGCGUCAUUGCGGAGUAUCUGGCAUAUAGAGUUGUGGAGGACGACCAGCCAAUGGAGUUUGACUUCCUAGAUAAGGAUAUCGAUUCGAUAAGCCAAGAAGAAGAAGAUUACAAAGGAUGGAUGAUGUUAUUUAAUGGGGUGGUCAAUGUGUGGGGACAUGGAAUAGGAACCAUACUCAUACCACCAGAAACGAAACUUUAUCCAGUUGUUGCCAAGCUGACUUUUCUAUGCACCAAUAACAUGGCAGGAUACGAAGCAUGUAUAUUGGGUUUACAGGUUGCCAUGGACCAAGAUAUCAAAGAAUUAGUCCUGAAGGGAGACUCAACCUUGGUCGUUCAUCAAGUGACGGGAGAAUGGGAAACCUAG
Messenger RNA from Malania oleifera, 483 nucleotides. RefSeq lists its product as uncharacterized. The record is from RefSeq and is a predicted model, not a curated record. Gene Ontology annotation, molecular function: nucleic acid binding; RNA-DNA hybrid ribonuclease activity. The transcript has a single exon. Lineage: Eukaryota; Viridiplantae; Streptophyta; Magnoliopsida; Santalales; Ximeniaceae. Bases 1 to 483 code for a protein of 160 amino acids.